CUAACUUUCCAGGGGCCGAGACAACGACAUCAGUUGCCCAACGUGCUGCCAGCGCUACGGGCUCAGCAUCUACCAGUGCAGCAACGGACACGGCUCCUGCCAGGACUGCCGCUUGGCUCAGCGGUCGUGCGGCAAAUGUCUCUCGCCCAUCACUGCCAUGAGGAAUAUUGCGAUGGAAGCUGUUAUAGCCGACUUGAACACUACUUGUCCGAACGAGGGCUGCACGCUACGCUUUAACUUCGAUGGGAUGCAACGUCACCUCAAGGAGUGCCCGUUUGGGGAGAUGGACUGUCCAAUGGGCGCAGUCUUUGGACAAUGCUCAACUCGAUGCAAAGUUUCUGACAUGGCUGUACAUUUUGACGAGUGCCACAAGGAGCAACGCUCCGCAGAAAUAGACAAGGAGAUGUACGUAUUCAACAUAUGCAUGGAGACCCAUAAAAUGUUUCUUAUUAAGAAUGGUCCCUACAACUUCUUAGUUCACGUUAAAGUAGACGAGAAAGAACGUAAAAUUUCAAUGACUGUCCAGUUGCUAGGCACGAAAAUAAGUGCCGACAAAUGGACGUAUGAGUUCCACGUCUACAACAAGAGACAGCCGUUAAGGAAGUAUCUUUACGUUGACAAUUGUCAGUCGAUCGGUACUCCUGUUGCGGAUAUUUUCAAAGAGAGCCAGUGUGCUACCCUGCCACUUAGUUACGCCAUGACUUUCGUCAACGAAAGCGCUUUGACGUACAAGUUUUUUAUAAAGAAGGAAAUGAACCAGAGGGGACGUAGGAGAGGUCCCAGGAAUUUUAACGAUGCGAAUUAAACAAAUAUUUAAGGUUGUAACAGACUGCAUGCCAGCUGCAAAACUUGUAGAGUUAGACCAAGAAAAGUCUGCAACGGUUUUGAUAGCACACGCAGUGCAAGUGUUAUUCCUCUUAAGACCCAGUAGGGCAAUUUUGGCGCUUUGGAAUUU
Messenger RNA from Cydia splendana, 955 nucleotides. RefSeq lists its product as uncharacterized. Gene Ontology annotation, molecular function: ubiquitin protein ligase activity; ubiquitin conjugating enzyme binding. Lineage: Eukaryota; Metazoa; Arthropoda; Insecta; Lepidoptera; Tortricidae. Gene Ontology annotation, cellular component: cytoplasm. Gene Ontology annotation, biological process: proteasome-mediated ubiquitin-dependent protein catabolic process; multicellular organism development. The record is from RefSeq and is a predicted model, not a curated record. The transcript has 3 exons. Bases 158 to 805 code for a protein of 215 amino acids.